AUGGAUGGGACAAAUGAAUUACCGGACGUAAAGACCAAGGACGUGAUAGAGAAGGAGGAGUUAGCACGAAUGCAGCCAACUUUUGAGGAGCGUCGAUGGUUUCACUGCAUAUCGCUCUUCUUCCUUCUUGUUGCUCUGGUGAUUGGUUUGCCACUUUGGUGGCUCACCACGUCCCCAGAACAAUAUUCAAUACCAACUGAAAAAAUCCGGGCUACUUUAAAGCGCCCUAUCACUGUUGCAGUUGAUGUUGGUGUCAUUAUUUUGGACCCGCGCCUUUCUAUUGAGGACGCCGAGAGUUUGAAGCAGUAUCUGUACUCCCAAGCUGCUGAUGCUCAACGCAACUUGGAUUCCCAGCACUCCCAUCACAUGGGUGGCGAAACUAGCGAUUCCGCCAACCUCCCAGUUCGCGUUGAUUACAAAUUCCACAUUAGUCGUCCCGCCUUUGACAUCUUCGAGUACUUUUCAUUGGGCGUGUCCACCGACUUGGAUAGCAAAUUACCGCUGCCUGGACUAUUCGAUGGCCACAAUUCAUCGAAUAAAAAGCAAGAUGUCGACGACUCGUAUUACUUCGCAAUCCUACCUAACGAUUUCCCGGGAUUCAAAUCAGUUACUGGUGAGCCGCUCAGAGCAAUUGUUCGUAAUUCCCCCACGAAAAACCUUAUCUACGUCCGAUCGCCUUGCAUCUCAAAGUCAUCUCGGGAAUCUUGCCCUUCUAGUAGCGUGAGCGGACUGUCUUCGACAAUUUUUCCACUCUUGCAGGAGCACUUGGUUGUGCCUAGUAGGCUUCAGGCGAUAUAUUCCACGGUUUGGUGGGCGGGUAGUGAUAUGCACCAACUCAACUCAAGGCCUGAUCACCUAAACCACAGCGACUAUAAUUCAGCUCUUGCAGAACUCGCACGCAUCCGAACACAUCAGCUUCCUACCGGACCUGGUUACGAGGUUACAAUUAGCUUGGUUAGUGCCUUCGACUCUGGUCCAGGCCUACCUCUUACUGAUGAUUGGCUAUGGACAGCGAACAGCCAAGGCCUCAGCCUCGGUGAUUGGGUGCGUAUAUCCGUAGAACCGGGAUUGGUUGAUCUGAAGCGGUUCAUCAACUUAAAUGUAUACUCUCAAUACCUCUAUUCGGUGACACUGGACGGAAUCCUGUGGAGCCGCAUAUCUAAGGACAGAAGCCAUAGAUACUACACUGCAACUCAACUCUCUGGCGUUCUCAACUCCCUUGAAGCCUACCUCGGUCAGCACUCCUCACAGCGUGGGACACCAGAUAGGAAAAUCAACGGCGGCAAAACUGCUGGUACUAAUGGGGGUCUGCAUUUCGUCAUUGUCGUGGACAACCCGGAGCGGGAGUUCAAUGUCAGUACACGUCGACCGCUGCGAUUCCAUCUCUCCACCGAUGGUGUACCUACAAGCGUUGCUGUAGUGCCACAAUGGGGAGCGUUUAUCUCCCUUGAUGACGUGGAUGUCAAUUUGACCAAUCUCGGGACGGUUUUAGUGAAUGCUAUCCGUUCGUUUAUUGGGAUCUCGGUUAGACGGAAUGCUCUGAUUACGUUGACGGGAGGUGGUGAAGCUGUUCUUCUGGAACAGGGCUCGACAAAAGGCAAAAUCGUCAAGCGGGAGCUUGACUCUUGGUUACGCUUUCGGACAAUCGAAAGUCUUUCUACGGUCUCCUUGAUUUUGACCUCACUCGUAAAUAUGGUUGAGCACGUACCUACUACGGUAAUCAAUCCCUAUGUUGCCGGCCGCGUCAAGCAUGGCGUAGCCGCCUGGGUUGAGGCUGUCUCCGAACUGGCCAGUCACCAUUCCACCAACGCCUGCGCCAACGCCUUCGUUUCAGCCCGCAUCGCUCACGAAGAUGCUGAUGCGGCCUUUUUUGACCACAGUCUUCUUGAUUUACUCUAUUUUCCGGCGGAUCAAGUAUUCGGUAUCUACUUACCCCUGUUUGCACCGAUUGGAUUGCCUGUCUUGGCUUCUGGAAUCGCUGCGUUGAAGUUUUUCCGGAAGGGUCACUAG
Molecule: messenger RNA, 2010 nt
Organism: Mesocestoides corti
Lineage: Eukaryota; Metazoa; Platyhelminthes; Cestoda; Cyclophyllidea; Mesocestoididae
Source: the annotation of a GenBank genome assembly